Messenger RNA from Puccinia triticina, 318 nucleotides. RefSeq lists its product as uncharacterized. The record is from RefSeq and is a predicted model, not a curated record. Bases 1 to 318 code for a protein of 105 amino acids. The transcript has 2 exons. NCBI's taxonomy places the organism in Eukaryota, Fungi, Basidiomycota, Pucciniomycetes, Pucciniales, Pucciniaceae.
AUGAAAGGCCCCUGCUGUUAUGGCGGCAAAACCCCCCAUCCCUGGUGCCCCAAACGCCAGGAAUCCCUCCGCCUGCGCCAGCAGAAAACUCUGUCUUCCAUGUUGAUGGCCCGGGCAUUUCAACUCAAAGAAGACGCCCUCAUCCCUGCCCCGGAUUUGCAGGGAUUGAUUGCCGCCCUCGCCGCGGACCAUGCACAAACUGGCACCAAUGAUGCGGCAACUGCCCAUCAGGGACCUGUGGUCCAGGACCACUACGCACAGCUCCGGUCGGACCUCAUGGCCAUUGCUACCCACAAAGGAGAUCACUUACCCAAUUAG